AAUGGAGAUAUGAGGUCUGAAAAGGAGCAGAGGAUAGGAAGCAGGGAGAGAGGCAGCGUCGAGAUCCAGUUCAGGGAGUGUCAGAGGGAGCAGGACAACGUCGCGGUGAACCCGAAGCACAAAGAGGAAAAAAAGGAGACCUUCACUAAGGUUGUCAUACGCCGACUGCCACCCAGUUUAUCAAAAGACCAGCUCGAGGAGCAUCUGAGUCCUCUUCCAACUUUUGACUAUUUUGAGUUCUUCCCCGCUGAUCAGAGCUUAUACCCACAUCUCUUCUCAAGAGCAUACAUCAACUUCAAAAACCCAGAGGAUAUCAUUAUUUUCAGAGAUCGCUUUGAUGGCUAUGUAUUCAUUGAUAAUAAAGGCCAAGAGUAUCCAGCUGUUGUAGAAUUUGCUCCAUUUCAGAAAGUUUCCAAGAAAAAGUUAAAGAAGAAAGAUGCUAAAGCAGGAACUAUUGAAGAAGACCCAGAAUACAGGCGAUUUCUGGAAAAUUACUCUUGUGAUGAGGAGAAAUCAAUGGCCAAUCCAGAAACACUACUGGGAGAGAUUGAAGCUAAAACCCGAGAACUCAUAGCCAAAAGGACAACACCCUUGCUGGAAUACAUCAAAAACAAGAAAUUAGAGAAACAGAGAAUACGAGAGGAAAAAAGAGAGGAGAGGCGAAGGAGGGAACUGGAAAAGAAGCGACAGAGGGAAGAGGAGAAGCGGAAGCGGAGAGAAGAGGAGAGACGAAAGCGGAAGGAGGCUGAAAAGCAGAAGAAACUUUCUGAAAAGGAGAUAAAGAUCAAGCUUUUGAAGAAGUGUGAUCGAGACGAUGACGUGGACUCAGACAGACUGAAAGAUAAAGCAGACAGUGGAGAGGCAGAGAAGAACAGAUGGGAAAAGCCGGCAGGACACACGAAGUCAAAGGAUUCCAAGGAUAAUAGGAGUCAAAUUGAGAGUGACAAGGAGCAGCGGGAAGGUCACAGCCGUCGCCAGAGGGACAAAGAGCAUCGCGGCAGAGACGAGGAGCGCAAACGACAGAGGCAUCACUACGAGUUUGACAAGUUUAUGCGACGCAAGGAGGAGACCAAAUGGGGUAAAGGCUACUGUCAGGACAGAGCCAAGAAAGACCAACAUCAUGGCUAUUCUUUCUGCCCAGAGGCUGGAGACAAACUGGGAAAAGAGGAUCGAGAGGACAUGGGCAGCAGGAAAGAACGGAUUCGCAAUAAGUCUGUGUUAGUGCAUCAGGAGAAAAGGACUUCCCAGUCUGAGGGGCCAGACCAGAUAGGAGGGGCUCUGCCAGCAAAGGACCGACCCGCAAUGCAGCUGUACCAACCUGGUGCUAGAAAUCGCAAGCGAAUGGGCUCUGGGAACAAGAUGUUUGACUUCUCACCAAUCUCUCCCGAACACGGAGGAGAACACUGCUACAAGACGGUCAUUGGUACAGGCUCAGAGAAGAGUGCUGAUGACUGAAAAAAAUACCACAACAGGAAGAAGUCUACUUUUAGAAGCAAGGGUCAUGCCAGAUUAGAAAGAACACUAGAGAUCAACCUUGUUUCUGUCUUGUUAGUCAAUGUGUGAGUAUAGUGCAUUGAAUUAACUACGUGAUAAUUUAUACACAAAGUCAACAGUGUCAUAAAAUUAAAAUGAUCGGCUUCUGUACACUUAUCAAGGAUUCACACCACUUCAUUGAGAAUAUUACCUCAGAUCAGAUUUGUAUGCCUUUUGUAGUACAAGAAAUUUUAUAUAUAUAUAUAUAUAUAUAUAUAUAUAUAUAUAUAUAUAUAUAUAUAUAUAUAUAUAUAUAUAUAUAUAUAUAUAUAUAUAUAUAUUACUGUAAAGAAAAGCAGUAUGUGUUGUGAAAUCUGUUUUAAAUAUAAGUCAUGUGGGAUGGGGAACAGAAACAUAUUUUUUUCUGUAGGAAUAUAAAAAUGCUACAUUGUAUUAAUGAAACAUUUAAGCAUGUGACUCUUAAUUUUAGACUUUCACACUGUAAUGCCUUUGAAUGAUGGCUGUAUUGUCCCUAUUUAUAGACAUUGUGGGUUUUUUUUUGUAUUAACAAAUACAGCUCACAACAGGAUAUAGCAACUUUCAGAGCAUCGUUUUACCUGCGGGCCAAAAAGAACAACAUUGUUUGUUAAAAUCGUCUUCUGUUUGGUCAGAUAACAUGUUUUGUGAUGUCUCUGACCACUGUGCAUGUUUUUGAGAAAUUGCAGUUGUUCAGUGGUAGGAGGCUACAUGGGGUCACAUGCCUUACGUUUGAUUUGCAUGUAAAGAUCCCGUCUGUUAUUAAAUAAGUCUACAAAAAUACAGGUUUUUAGAAUUAUUGUUGAGUCCCAAAAAAAAGUGAACUCUGUAGAAUACUUUAAAAAUGUGAUACUGUAUUUGAUGGAUUGACCAUUUGUGUACAAUAAAGAUAUAUGAUUAUAUAAAGUA
Cyprinus carpio (common carp) is the source of this 2418-nucleotide messenger RNA. Its product is annotated as UPF3A regulator of nonsense mediated mRNA decay. The record is from RefSeq and is a predicted model, not a curated record. Gene Ontology annotation, molecular function: telomeric repeat DNA binding. Gene Ontology annotation, cellular component: nucleolus; cytoplasm. NCBI's taxonomy places the organism in Eukaryota, Metazoa, Chordata, Actinopteri, Cypriniformes, Cyprinidae. Gene Ontology annotation, biological process: positive regulation of translation; nuclear-transcribed mRNA catabolic process, nonsense-mediated decay.